AUGUUUAUGCGAAUGUAUGAGAAUUGUAAGGGGAAAAUUCAAAGGGCUGAUGGUGGAAACGGCACCACUUUUCAGCCCGGCAACAUCGAGUUCCUUGAAGCCUGGGAGCACCGCUACAAGGAUCAGAAAGCAUUGAAGCAACUGGCAACCUGUGAACACGAUUGGAACACGGAUUGCAAAGACGUCACAGAGAAGAAUUUCAACGAGUUCACAAUCCAGGGCCAACUGCACGUUAUUGAUAAAGUAUGUCAUGACGACGGGUUUUCAGUGCACUACGACAUGCUCCUGGAUAAAUGCAUCAUGGCGGUAUCAAAGGACUGGACAGCUUGUUUCGUGAAUAUGAAAUUCCACACAGACCUACGUAAAGCUGCUACAAAUAACUGGGCGCAUUAUGAAACUCACUUCUAUUUGUGCUGUGAAAGGACCCGUUUCCGUCGCUGCACUUUAGAGGUCCUGUUGAAGUUUCUGCACAAGUGCACUUCUCAACAGUCCAUUUUGCUACAGAAAUUUUCAACUAUUAUAUCGGAGGGUGAAGUUUUUCAGGACUGUAACUUCAACAUGAUGUACCCAAAAUGUCCAGGCGGGGAUCCGCGACCACCAACGGCUCUGGUCUCCAAGCUUAUGAAGGAUGAAUAUAUUCACGAACUCAAAGCCAGCUCAUUUCGACCAACGACAAUGGGCCUCAAUACUUUUGGAGAUGAGGUUGUGAGUGGGGAAAUAACUACAAAAUUGUCUACUUAA
This is a messenger RNA of Cydia amplana, 741 nucleotides long. RefSeq lists its product as uncharacterized. Lineage: Eukaryota; Metazoa; Arthropoda; Insecta; Lepidoptera; Tortricidae. Bases 1 to 741 code for a protein of 246 amino acids. The record is from RefSeq and is a predicted model, not a curated record. The transcript has 7 exons.